AUGGCGAAAAGAAGUUUGGGUUUAGGCAAGCAGCGGAAGGAAGCUAAGAAGCGGAAAACUGGCACUCAGUUGUCGCCAGAAGGAACUCCGGUUCCUGGCAUGUCGCCAGCGAAUCAACUGGAAAUUGAGUUGGAGGACGGUAUAGACCCAGAUGAUGAAUUGGCGCAGUUACAGGGUCUUUGGAAAACAUACUUUCAGUCGGACAGAGAUGACGAGUUGGUGCUCAACGGCAUUGUCCACGAAUGCGAUAGAAUGCUUCGCGCAGCGAACCAGCAAGACAAGAGCGAGACUUCGCUCACUGUAAAUGACGAGUUUUAUGCUAUCUACGCGCUUGCUUUGAGUGAGCUCACGAUUUUCAAAGCGGGACAAGACGACUCCGCGAAGGAAGUGUCUGGCUUCUUCGAUGCAGCUUUAGAGAUGUGCGAGAAGGGACUCGAAGAAUUCCCUGACUCCAGAGCGCUGAGACUGGCGCGCGCCAAGAUCUUGCUGCAGAGAAUUCCGCUUGAGUACAUUUCCGAUCUGGACGUCACCAGCGAACAGGCAGACAAACUGAAGUUGCACGAGCUCGUAGAGAGAGCGCAAACGGACUUUCAGCUUCUGGAAUCGGAUCCAGAGCUCAGCUUUGAGAUUUUGCAGCUUUUCGACGACUUGGUCGACAUCGUCGAGAAUUAUGGUCAUGAAAAGGAUAUUGAAGAGGGACUCGACAGCGACGACGAAGACGAACUAGAAAUCGUAGAUUUGAGCACCAAACAUCCGCUUUACCUUGUUCGUGAAAACCUUUCUGCACAUCACGAAUGGCUUCGCAAUCAGCUCGCGAACCUUGCAAGUCAACUCGAAAAGAGGGAGAAAUCUCUCAAAAGCACGCUUUUCCACCCUGUCAGCAGGCGUCUUGGACAGCUUUACUUAAAAGCUGCAGAGAAGCCUAGUCAAGUGUUUUUGACGUUAGCAUACGACAACGACGACGACAACCUAACUGAAGUUGACGGCCUAGAUAUGACAGACGCUCAAAAAACCGCCAUUGAGUUCACCUCCAAAGGUGUAAAUCAUUUGGAAAACGCUAAAAAAGAAGACGACCCGCAAACUUGGGUUGACGUUGCAGAAGCCAUCAUAGACUUGGGAAAUCUGUACGACGCAGAGAGCGCCGACCAAGAAGAAUGCUACAAAAAAGCUGAGGGGAUUUUGCGCAAAGCUAACAAGGCAACCCACGGCAAGUUUCAGAACGUUUUGGACAAUUUGGUAGCCUCAGGUUAA
Messenger RNA from Lachancea mirantina, 1251 nucleotides. The record is from the annotation of a GenBank genome assembly. Lineage: Eukaryota; Fungi; Ascomycota; Saccharomycetes; Saccharomycetales; Saccharomycetaceae.